Messenger RNA from Daphnia pulicaria, 1488 nucleotides. RefSeq lists its product as uncharacterized. The record is from RefSeq and is a predicted model, not a curated record. The coding region runs from base 55 to 1341 and encodes 428 amino acids. Gene Ontology annotation, cellular component: membrane. The transcript is spliced from 5 exons. Lineage: Eukaryota; Metazoa; Arthropoda; Branchiopoda; Diplostraca; Daphniidae.
UUUUUCCGAUUGUCAGUCUCUUCGGGAGAGGUUUUCUUCCUAAUUUUGAUAUUGAUGAUUAAGAUGGCAAAUUUCCUAUUUCUUGUUGUUGUAGCAGUUUCUAUCUUUGCGAAAAACAUCGAUGCGCAGAGGGCCGCGUCCUGUGCUUCCGGUGGCCCCGGAUAUUGCUAUUGCGAUUUGCUGAGCUCCGGAAUCAGUCUUGAAUGCAACGGUUAUUACAGUCCCGAAAACAUUAUGUCCGAAAUAGAGUUCCACAAACCGCAGGGCCCUAUUGUCUCGCUAACAAUAAGCAACAUUGGCUAUGUUUUCAAUUACGUGCCCGAUGAUUUUCUUGUGGGAAAUCAGAUUCCCAGCGUUAGUUUUCAAUGCAGUCACGGAUUCGCAGUCAACCAAGGGAUUUUAACGUUCAGCGCCAACGCUUUCAGAGACGGGUCCGGCACUUGCGGCUUGGCGGGAAAUUUGACUAUCCAAGACUGUAACAUACGCCAAUUCGACACUGCCACUUUAAUAAAUUGCAACCAGUUGCAAAAGCUGGCUUUUAUGGACAGUCACGUUGAUAAAAUUAUUAAUAUACCGUCCCUCGACAGUUUGAAGAACUUCACCGUUUAUUCACCAAGGCAGUGGUUUUACGCAACUCAAAAAGGUCUUUCGCAAAUGAGUCUCGCUCCAGGAGCUCUCCUUCCACUUCUAAGCUACCUGGACCUUUCUGGAAAUAGUCUCAAUGAUGAUUCGAUUGAAUUCGUGUCUCAAUUGACGGUUAUCGAAGAGCUGCAUUUGGAAGGCAACAAUUUCACCGUCGUCCCUGAGCUGACGGAUUCUUUUCAUUUGCAUACCGUCUCCAUGACGCUCAAUUCAACUGAAACGUUAAUCUCCGUCCUACUUCCAAAUCCUAGAGCGCAGUUGCGAUCUCUGCGUGCUACUUUUGAUUCCAAGUCUCAGGCAAUUCACGAUGUCAUUUCUUUGGAAGGAAUGUUUGUUCAAGAUGUCAUCAACUUUAAACUUAAUAUGACAAAGUUUAGCGAGGAAGUAUUUCUGGCACCUCUUCAAACGAAUGGACUCACCAUUAAUUUAAAUCCCGCAUCUAGAUUUGCAUGUGGUUGCAGCAUCUCGUGGCUCGUACGCGAUAAUCCGACUCUUUUAAACCAAAUCAACAACGGGACGUGCACCGAUGGACGUCCAUUCCAGUCCAUUCCUGCAGAAGAAGUUUCUUGUUGUUCAAAUAAAUCGCUUCUUCUUCGAAUCGAUCGUCUGCAAAAGGAAAAUGACAAUCUGAAGGCGAUGCAAAGUUCCAGGUGCAAUAGAGAGUGCCCACUUUCGCUGCCUGUUAAAUCACAGGUGUAGGCCUCUCAAUGAAAGUAUAUCUGUCUUCCGACUACGAGAUCCGGCUUCCAUCCCUAUCCGCUGCUAUUGUGCCAAUACCAAAAUGUUGAAGAAUCAGAUUAUACCGUUUAUAGUGUAACUUAAUAAUACCUAAUACAAAAUAGCAUA